AUGUUAACCACUGUGUCAGCACCAGUCAUGUUACCACUGCGUCAGCACCAGUCAUGUUACCAAUGUGUCACCACCAGUCAUAUUACCACUGUCAGCAUCAUUCAUGAUACCACUGUCAGCAUCAGUCGUGUUACCACUGUCAGCACCAGUCAUAUUACCACUGUGCGGCAUUGCCGUACUGCCAGCGCCAGCUGUACCGCCGCGCCAGCGUGCCGCAGCGCCAGCCGUACCCGCCGCGCCAGCCGUACGCCAGCGCCAACCCGUACGCCGCGCCAACCGGCGUACCGCAGCGCCAGCGUACGCCGCGCCAACCCGUACCGCCAGCGCCAGCCGUACCGCCGCGCCAGCGCACCAGCCGCGUACCGCCCGCGCCAGCCGUACCGCCAGCGCCCGUACCGCCGCGCCAGCCGUGCCGCCGCGCCAGCCCCGUACCGCCCGCGCCAGCGCUACGCAGCGCCAGCCGUACCGCCCGCGCCAGCGUGCGCCGCGCCAGCCGUAGCCAGCCGCCGCGCCAGCCGUACACCCGCUCAUCGCGCCAGCCGUACCGCCGCUCCAGCCGCGCCAGCCGUACCGCCGCUCCAGCGCCAGCCGACCACCGCCUGCUACCGUACGCGCUCCAGCAGCGCCAGCCCGUGCCGCCCGCUCAGCCGCGCCAGCAGUAGCCCGCCGCUCCAGCGCGCCAGCCGUACCGCCGCUCCAGCCGCGCCAGCCGUACCGCCGCUCCAGCGCGCCAGCCGUAGCCCGCUCCAGCGCGCCAGCCGUACCGCCGGCUCCAGCCGCCAGCCGUACCGCCGCUCCAGCCGCACCGGCUGGGUACCCCGCUCCCGGCCAACCAUCUACCACCGCUGCCAGCCGCAUCCGCUCAGCCGCGCCAGCGUACCGCGCUCCAACCGCGCCAGCGUACCGCCGCUCCAGGCGCCAGCCGUACCGCCGCUCCAGCCGCGCCAGCCGUACCGCCACGCCAGCCGUGCCGCCGCUCCGCCGCGCCAGCCGUGCCGCCGCUCCAGCCGCGCCAGCGGUACGCCGCUCAACCGCGCCAGCCGUCCCGCCGCUCCAGCCGCCAGCGUACCCGCCGCUCCCGGCCGCGCCAGCGUACCGCCGCUCCAGCGUACCGCCGCUCCAGCCGCGCCAGCGUACGCCGCUCCAGCCGCGCCAGCGUACCGCCGCUCCAGCCGUCCGCCGCUCCAGCCGCGCCAGCCGUACGCCACUCCAGCCGCGCCAGCGUACCGCCACUCCAGCCGCGCCAACCGUACCGCCCGCUCAAGCCGCGCCAACGCGCGCUCCAGCCGCCAGCCGUACCGCCGCUCCAGCCGCAGCUGUACCACCGCUCUGGCCACACCAGCUUAUUUGGCAGCAGGCAGCGAGGAUCAUGUCAACGGUGCCGCGAGACGGUCUAAAGCUGCAGUGGGAGUCCGGGAGAAAAUCUUCCGGCUAAUGGGGUCCUCCCCUACUAUAACAGCGUCUCCCUCCCCUGCUAGCCUCCCAGCCUCCCCU
This is a messenger RNA of Homarus americanus (American lobster), 1494 nucleotides long. RefSeq names its product vegetative cell wall protein gp1-like. Lineage: Eukaryota; Metazoa; Arthropoda; Malacostraca; Decapoda; Nephropidae. The record is from RefSeq and is a predicted model, not a curated record. The transcript is spliced from 4 exons. The annotation marks the transcript as partial.